AUGCUCUGGAAAGUCCUAACAAUCAUCUUCCUCGCUGGAAGGAUAUCUGCAGAAUUCUCCUUCAUGGACAGAUACAGCGUCGAAAAUGUCCUGGGGAACUGUUACGGCGAGAUCUACCUUCACAGGACGAGGAAGAUCAUGAGAGCCUUCAGAACCUGCCGAGGAUUACCCGUCGUCAUAAACAUGGACGAUGACCUUACGGAAGUGGUUGAGACUUCGAAGCUCGAAGGACCUGGAUUGCCUGAAUUACGGUCUGGAAAUGCUGGAACUGAAAGCAGUUCCCCUGGAGAAGGAAGGGGAGGCGCUGGAAUCAAACUUGAUCUCUUUCAGGCCUGGAAGAUAAUUAUGAACAUCUUCAAUAGGACGACGGCAAACUUGACGAAGUCGCAAAUAGUUCUUCCCAUAAUUCCUUUCAACUUGCAAUUAAUUGUUGGACGAAAGGAUUACCUGAAGAGGGCCGUGACGAAGGCAAAAGCCAAGAUAAGUAACUUCACCUGUGCCCUUCAGGAACUUGGUGUGAUCGAUGAAAAUUACAAAAUUAACUUGGACAUUUAUCAUAAAGUCGACGAAGGGACUGAUGGAGAUUUGCAGUCUGCAAUCUACAAGGAGACGAGGCAGUGCCAUGAGUUCGGGCUCUGUCACCCAAACUUAAACCCGUUGUACCCCUUCCCAAAAAAACUCCAGAGGGCUCUGGCCUUCGUCAGGUGUUCCAAUAUGGCGCGGCUAAAGGCAUGCAUGAUGCGUGAGCUCAAAAAGCACAUCGAAGACUUCGAUAUAUCAGAGUUUGGGGAUCCAGAAUCUGGAAUUCCGAGACUGGACGACCUGGGAAGCACAGAAGGAACGAACCCUCAGGAAUACAAAGGGAUCUUCUGUCAGUUCACGAAAACGAACAGAAAAAAAAAUACAUAAACUGAUUGACGGAAGGAAACUACGAAACCCCCAAAGUAGACAGAAAAUUCCUACGGUUUUUCAUCAGAAAUAAAACCUUAAAACAACGUCCACUUCACGUAAGAAUCUGCAAGCUGAUGUUUACUUGUUCUCUGACCAACUUUUAGCAGUUCGGAAUUCGUCCCUCCAACACGAAACAAAAGACGCGAGACAUGUUUCUCGCGAAAAGUGAGUAAUUCGAUCAAGCUCCAAGUUCACGGAGAACUUUGCCCUAAGCUGCUUGUGCUCCCGGAAUUACGAGCAGGAAAUGUUAAUUAAAGGGUGAUUGAAGGUGAGGGAGUAAGAGAGAAACAAGAAGAAGAAAAAGGACUCGGUGAAUAAGCAAGGUAUGACGGUACGAAGGUCACGGCGGCAGUGACAAGGAAGAAGAAAAGGGAAAAUUAUAUAUUGAAUUUAAGGAGAACGUGACAUCAAAACAAAGACAUAAUAUGAUACUGAAACAAGGAAGGAACGAAGAACGAUACAAGAAAUACGGCUAAAGACUUAAAAAAAAAAAAACUGCAAAUAGAGCACGAAAAAUACAAAAUAAAAAUUUGGAGUUAAAAAUCUGAUAAAAGAACGUAACAUUAAAACAAGGAAAUAUUAUAAUAAAAAAAGGGAGGAAGAACUAUACAAGAAAUAAGGCCGAGGACAAAAAAAAUAGUAAACAAAUCACGAAAAAUACGAAAUAAAUGAAAAUAGAUUACGAAAAAUAUAAAAUAAAAAUUUGGAGUUAAAAAUUUAAUAAAAAAACGUAACAUUAAAACAAAGACGUAAUAUAAU
Macrobrachium nipponense is the source of this 1710-nucleotide messenger RNA. RefSeq lists its product as uncharacterized. Bases 1 to 909 code for a protein of 302 amino acids. The transcript has 7 exons. Lineage: Eukaryota; Metazoa; Arthropoda; Malacostraca; Decapoda; Palaemonidae. The record is from RefSeq and is a predicted model, not a curated record.